Molecule: messenger RNA, 429 nt
Organism: Neospora caninum
Lineage: Eukaryota; Apicomplexa; Conoidasida; Eucoccidiorida; Sarcocystidae
Product: 40S ribosomal protein S12, related
Exons: 2
Coding region: 1-429 (142 amino acids)
Biological process (GO): translation
Cellular component (GO): ribosome; cytosolic small ribosomal subunit
Molecular function (GO): structural constituent of ribosome
Source: RefSeq, a predicted model, not a curated record
AUGUCUGACGUUGAGAGCAUUGCUGACGAAGUUGUGGCCCCUGUGGAGGAGGAGGAAGAGGUGAAGGAUUUGAUGACUGCGAUCCGGAAGGUGCUGAAGAACGCAUUGAUCCACGAUGGUCUUGUUCGUGGCCUGCACGAGGUGGCGAAGGCCCUUGACGCAAAGAAAGCACAAGUUUGCUUUUUGUCUGAAAGCUGCUCGGAGCCGGCGUACAAGAAGCUGGUCCAGGGCUUGUGCAAGGAACAUGGAAUCCCCCUGCUUGAUGUGACGGACAGCAAGGAACUGGGCGAAUGGGCGGGACUCUGCAAAGUCGACAAAGACGGUACCGCUCGCAAGGUCGUGGGUGCGUCGUGCGUGUGCGUCACCGACUUUGGCGAGGAGAGCGAGGCUCUGACUUUCCUCCAGAACCACAUCAAGACUCUCAGUUGA